UUACACUCGUCUCUUGUGUUUGAGGUUGGAAAGGUUUUCGGCAACAUAAUAAAAUUGUCGCAUUAACUAUUAAAUUAACUUUCCUCCUCAUUUAAUAAUUACUGCCUAUGAUAGGAGGAGAUCAAUUACCGUUUCCUGCACAAUUUUACUGUAUGUGGCAGUCAUUAUUGACUCCUUAUUGUUACUUGUUUUGAAGUGCAAAAUAAUCUCUUUUCUGUUUACAUUUUUUUUAAUUAGAACAUAAGCUGAUACUAUUAACAAAUACCUCAUUGAGCUGCAAUUUAGAUGUAGUUUAGUCAUAAAAUUUCACAAUAGUUAGAGUAGGUUGCACUUAUGAUUAUGUGAUCCGGACUUAUGUAAGUGUACGAAGGAGUUUUUACAUUGAAAAGUAUUAAACGAAAAUGGCCGGAAUGGUUCAAGUUGAUGAUGGAAGUUGGAGAACCCCAAAUUUUCGACAGAAUAUGGUUACUAAAAUUGAGGAAGCAAUUCAACAUUGUGGGGCCCCAACGAAUAAAAAUGCAGCUGAAAUGGAAAAUCAAGUCUACUCUAAGGCCACGACUAGGAACGAGUACCUCAGUUUUGUGGCAAGACUUAUCCUUCACAUUAAGGAAAUGGGGAAUAAGGCUAAACCCCCUGGCGCUCAGCUCAACCAGCUUGGUGGAGGUGGAAUGAACGUUCUUCAUAACCAAAUAAAUCAGCUCAACACCAUGGGAGGAGGGGGAGGAAUGAAUCCAGGAGGUGUUCCACGUCAACAAAUGGUCCCAGGAAUGGGUGGACAACAAGCUGGAAUGCAGCAGCCACAAGGUGGUGGAAUGACCAUGCCCCAACAGGUGGGUGGAAUGGGAGGAGGAGGAAUAAACCAACAGGGAGGAAUGAUGGGGCAAAGUGGACCUGGUGGAAUGAUGGGGCAACAACAACAGGUCAGAAUCAUGGCUCCUGGGUUAACUGGUGGGGUAGCAGUACUUGGACAGCAGGGAGGAGGCAUGAUGGUUUCACAGGCCGGAGGACCUGGUGGAAUGAAUGUGAAUAUGACGCAACAAGGACAACAACAGAAUCCUCAGCAAAUGCAACAACUUGCACAGCAACAAACACAACAGGGUCACAUGAUUAAUCCUAACUUUAUGAACCAACAUCAGCUUCAACAACAGAUGCAAUCUGGAAUAGCUCAAGGACAAAUGCAGGGGAAUCAAGGGGGGAUGCACAAUCAACAAAUGCAACAACAGCAAUUACAAAAUGCUCAAAUGCAGCAAGCUUACCAACAGCAACAAGGUGAUCAACAUCGACCAGCAGGAGUGGGUAGAGGAAUGAGGAUGCAAACUCUUCAACAAAUGCAGAAUAUGCCAAGAAAAACUUUGCAACAACAACGGCCCAUGAAUCCAGCGGCCAUCGGAAUUUCUCUGCCUGAACAUGGGACUAAUUAUCCUAUGAAUGGGUUAAUCUAUUUUAAUCCACAGGUGGACUCGGUAGGUGCUGGAAUGCCAAACCAAUUUCAAGGUGGUCAACAAAUACGUCCGGGUGGACCAUUACUGCCUCCAAGUUCCGGUGGGAUGCCUGGAGGACCCUCUCCAUCCCCAAAUUCUAUGAUUCAAGGACAAAAUCAGCCUGGGUUUGCAAAUUCACCUCAACCUCCACACCCACAGGGAAGUCCAGCGCCUCCACAAAAUGUUGGAAUUCGACCUUUAGGAAAUCAAAUGAUUCCAUCUCCCAUAAUGAACGUCAGCACUCCAAUGCCAACGGUUCCAAUGCAAAGUCCAAGAAACGACGAAGAAUUGGCAUGUAUGAAGAAAAUUGAAGAGCUGAGACGGUACACGGACAUGAUUCAGAGAAUGAUCAUAAAAAUUGGAUUGGAUGAUGCGGAAAAGUCUAGCAAAAUGAAGAAAUUGUUGGAUAUACUAAUGAACCCUGUGAGACAAGUCUCAAUGGACAUACUUCUCAAGUGUGAAGCAGCCUUAAAGAAAAUGGAAAAGCAGCAACAUGACACUGGUCCACCCUCACAACCAUCAAUGCCUCCAAAAGAUCAUAUUUCUCCAUUCUUCCAAAUUCAGGAAGCUAUUUUGACUACUAUGAGAAAUGGGUCAGCAAACCAUACAUUUCUUCGAUCAUUUCGACCCACCAUUGAAGCCUUGACUGGACAAUCCGUAGUAAAUCCAGAUAUUCCUGAUGAGGAAUCAAUGACGGAAGAAGAACAAAAGCCCGAGAUUCCUAUGGUCCUUCAGAGAGAGCUUAAAAUGCUUGGACGGCGAUUUCCAGUAAAGAUCAAACAUCGUGGACGGAAAUUACCAAUACAAUUAAAUGCUUCUCUCGGAGAUCCAAAACUGCCGAGGGUACCCCCUCUUAAAAUAAUCGUCCCAAUAGGCUAUCCUGAAGAAAGUCCUGUCCUCAUCGACUUCAAAAAUGAUUACAGUGCAACAUCGUUUUUGAAUUCGAUUGCCGAGUCCUUCAAAUCUCGUAAAGUACUUUUACCCACAAUGUUUACGGUGUACGAACUUCUAAUCUCCUGGGAAAUGAGCGUUCGACAAGUUGCUAACCCAUUAGCUAAACGAAAACCACUGAAAAGAUUGCCAAACCCCACUCCACUUACUGGCCGUCUCGGGUUGUCGUUUUUAUGAGUUUUAAGAUUCUCAAUAUAUGUAUAGUGAUUACAAGAUAUUAUCUAUGCAAUAUCCAGGUCCAACAUACUAUGAAUCACAGUGCGUACUUUUAUCUUCAUUGUUUCAUUGUUGGCAUGUUAUUUUAUUGUUCAAUUUGUUGUAUCCCGGAGGGUAUGUAUAAUCAUCGGUAUGAGACAAUGAAUUUGAUUUUUAGCCAUAACUUUUGUUAACUGACUUUGCACUCAAUUAUUUAAGUGACAUUGAAAUAAAAGGUUUUUAUUUCCUAUUUCAAUAAUAA
Folsomia candida is the source of this 2889-nucleotide messenger RNA. RefSeq names its product mediator of RNA polymerase II transcription subunit 15. The record is from RefSeq and is a predicted model, not a curated record. Gene Ontology annotation, biological process: regulation of DNA-templated transcription. Lineage: Eukaryota; Metazoa; Arthropoda; Collembola; Entomobryomorpha; Isotomidae. The transcript has 13 exons. Gene Ontology annotation, molecular function: transcription coregulator activity. Bases 402 to 2609 code for a protein of 735 amino acids.